Molecule: messenger RNA, 526 nt
Organism: Rhinolophus ferrumequinum (greater horseshoe bat)
Lineage: Eukaryota; Metazoa; Chordata; Mammalia; Chiroptera; Rhinolophidae
Product: signal recognition particle 9 kDa protein
Exons: 1
Coding region: 90-350 (86 amino acids)
Biological process (GO): negative regulation of translational elongation; SRP-dependent cotranslational protein targeting to membrane
Cellular component (GO): signal recognition particle, endoplasmic reticulum targeting
Molecular function (GO): 7S RNA binding
Source: RefSeq, a predicted model, not a curated record
GCUAGGUGCCUAGGGUAGUAGGUGGGCCGGGUUGCGCCGGCUCUGGUCCCGACGGUGCCUCCUUCUCCCAUUGCGCCGCGGGGCCCACGAUGCCGCAGUACCAGACCUGGGAGGAGUUCAGUCGCGCGGCCGAGAAACUCUACCUCGCCGACCCUAUGAAGGCACGUGUGGUUCUCAAAUAUAGACAUGCUGAUGGGAGUUUGUGUAUGAAAGUAACAGACGAUUUAGUUUGUUUGGUGUAUAGAACAGACCAAGCUCAAGAUGUGAAGAAGAUUGAGAAAUUCCACAGUCAACUAAUGCGACUUAUGGUAGCCAAGGAAUCCCGCAGUGUUGCCAUGGAAACAGACUGAAGGGUUUGAAAUGAAGACUGUUUGCCAUGUUCUUAGAAGUAAAUGUCUUUUGACUUUGAGACCGAAAAUACUUUAUGUAACUAAGUGGGUUAUUCAGAAGACCUGAGAUCAUUUUUUUGUACUUUUGUUUGUUUGUUUUUGUUUUCUUCUCUUUUUCUUUUUGUACUUUUUUAAAA